CAAGCAAGAAGAAGAAGACAGAGCUUUAUCACAAGAAAGACCAAACUGUGAACUUAUUGUCUGAGAAAAAAAAACAAAUGGGAAGCGAAGGAGGAUCAAUAGUGAGGAAACCAAGGUUUCUAUGUCUCCAUGGGUUCCGUACGAGCGGAGAGAUAAUGAAGAUACAGCUUCACAGAUGGCCUAAAGCUGUUAUCGACAGACUCGAUCUCAUGUUCCUAGACGCACCAUUUCCUUGUCAAGGCAAAUCUGAUGUCGACGGAAUCUUCGAUCCUCCUUAUUACGAGUGGUUCCAAUUCAACAAGGAGUUCACUGAGUAUGAGAAUUUUGAGAACUGUUUAGAGUAUUUGGAAGAUCGUAUGAUCAAGCUUGGUCCCUUUGAUGGUCUCAUUGGCUUCUCUCAGGGGGGGAUGUUGUCUGGGGGCUUACCAGGACUGCAAGCUAAGGGACUUGCACUCCAGAAAGUGCCAAAGAUCAAGUUUAUCAUCAUUAUUGGAGGAGCUAUGUUUAGAUCUACCGAGGUUGUGGAGGAUGCUUAUUCGCCUUCCAUUGAUACUCCCUCCCUACACUUUCUAGGAGAGACUGAUUUCUUGAAACCUUACGGAAUCAAGCUGAUAGAGUCGUUCAAGAAUCCGGUGGUAGUCCAUCAUCCCAAAGGCCACACGGUCCCCAGGCUUGAUGAGAAGAGCUUGGUGAAAGUCACGGCGUUCCUCGAGACCAUAGAGAACCUGGUGAUGAUGGAGGAUGAAGACAAGGGUGGUGAAGAAAUCAAUUGUACGCCAAUAUAGAACUUAUCUUAUACUGCUCUAAGAUAUAACGAAUAAUUCUUUACAAAAUAAUUCUUUAGAAAAUAAUCCGUAAAAUGACUGUAAAUGAUUGUUAAAAGUCAUUAUUACCACACACACAAUAAUAAUAUAUAUACACAUUUCAU
This is a messenger RNA of Raphanus sativus (radish), 928 nucleotides long. RefSeq lists its product as uncharacterized. The record is from RefSeq and is a predicted model, not a curated record. Bases 78 to 785 code for a protein of 235 amino acids. The transcript has 5 exons. NCBI's taxonomy places the organism in Eukaryota, Viridiplantae, Streptophyta, Magnoliopsida, Brassicales, Brassicaceae.